This is a messenger RNA of Closterium sp. Naga37s-1, 1387 nucleotides long. The record is from the annotation of a GenBank genome assembly. NCBI's taxonomy places the organism in Eukaryota, Viridiplantae, Streptophyta, Zygnematophyceae, Desmidiales, Closteriaceae.
UUACCCCUGCCCCAUUUACCCCUGCCCCAUUUACCCCUGCCCCAUUUACCCCUGCCCCAUUUACCCCUGCCCCAUUUACCCCUGCCCCAUUUACCCCUGCCCCAUUUACCCCUGCCCCAUUUACCCCUGCCCCAUUUACCCCUGCCCCAUUUACCCCUGCCCCAUUUACCCCUGCCCCAUUUACCCCUGCCCCAUUUACCCCUGCCCCAUUUCCCCCUCCUCCCCCACUCCCACCCUGCCGCCACCAGGUGAUCACGAACCUCACUCGGGCGGGGUGCAAGACAAUGGAGGCCGCAUUCGUGCUGCGGCACGAGGAUGUGCCGCGAGUGAAGGCCAUCACACACGCACUCACUGCCUCCUCCCUUGUCUGCCACCCCUGCCACCCCUCCUCCUGCCCACUUCCCCCCCGCCCGUUGCAACCACCUCCGCCACCCCCCAGGUCAUCACAAACCUCACGCGGGCGGGGUGCAAGACACUGGAGGCCGCGUUCGUGCUGCGGCACGAGGACGUCAUCACAAACCCCUGCCCCAUUUACCCCUGCCCCAUUUACCCCUGCCCCAUUUACCCCUGCCCCAUUUACCCAUGCCCCAUUUACCCCUGCCCCAUUUACCCCUGCCCCAUUUACCCCUGCCCCAUUUACCCCUGCCCCAUUUACCCCUGCCCCAUUUCCCCCUCCUCCCCCACUCCCACCCUGCCGCCACCAGGUGAUCACGAACCUCACUCGGGCGGGGUGCAAGACAAUGGAGGCCGCAUUCGUGCUGCGGCACGAGGAUGUGCCGCGAGUGAAGGCCAUCACACACGCACUCACUGCCUCCUCCCUUGUCUGCCACCCCUGCCACCCCUCCUCCUGCCCACUUCCCCCCCGCCCGUUGCAACCACCUCCGCCACCCCCCAGGUCAUCACAAACCUCACGCGGGCGGGGUGCAAGACACUGGAGGCCGCGUUCGUGCUGCGGCAUGAGGACGUGCCGCGAGUGAAGGCCAUCACACACGCGCUCACUGCCUACCUGCAGCAGCACCCAAGGGUGGACAAAAGCAAGGGCCCCGCCAUGGGGUACCUCAAGCAGCUCACCGGGUCGGGGCUGCAGAUUGGCGUGGUUGCUUCCAUUAAAGACCAACACUGCCAUCAUCCGCAGCAGCACCCUCGCGUGGACCGCUCAAAGGGCCCCGUCAUGGGGUACCUGAAGCAGCUCACUGGCUCAGGGCUGCAGAUUGGAGUUGUGGCUUCCAUUAAAGACAUGAGCAAGGGCAAGUUCCUACCGGUGCAGCAGGAGAUACUGGAGAAGAGCGUGGAGAUCAUUCUAGCGGAGGGCGCGCUGCUGGGCGAGAGCGCUCCCUAUGUGCCCUCCGCCUCCGAUGGCGCUGCUGCCUCCACCUAUGCUGCGUAA